Molecule: messenger RNA, 1643 nt
Organism: Spodoptera frugiperda (fall armyworm)
Lineage: Eukaryota; Metazoa; Arthropoda; Insecta; Lepidoptera; Noctuidae
Product: hydroxylysine kinase
Exons: 7
Coding region: 174-1286 (370 amino acids)
Molecular function (GO): amino acid kinase activity
Source: RefSeq, a predicted model, not a curated record
CAUAGUCCUUACAUCUCCAACUCAGUACUCAGUAGAACUCAGUGGUUAACCGUGAUCGUUACUGAUCAGUCGACGAAGUUGUUUUACACUGGUGUUGUAUUUUUUUGAGAAAAAUACAUAUUUUUUUUUGUCUCGGAUUUAUUUUCUUCUUGUAUUUAAAUUAAUUCGAAACAAUGGCAAGCUCAACCCUAGAACCAGGCCAGGUGAUCAGGCCAAUCAUCGACCACGAAGGAGUGAAGGCCCUGGCGGAGCGGCUGUACGGCAUCUCGGUCCUGGAGCUGAAGGAGCUGAACGGCUACGACGACAAGAACUACAAGAUCACCGAGGAUCCCAACGUGAAGAACCCGCUGAUCACCACGCACAGUGAACAUGGAUACGUGCUGAAGAUCAUGAACUCGAUGGACACACAGAACCCUUCUGUUGUUGAAGCUCAGAAUGAGAUUAUGAAUUUCUUGGGUACCCGCUCCAUCACCUGCCCGAAGCCGAUCCGCAACGUGUACGGGCACCUGCACUCUAUUGAGAGCAUCGGCGGCAAGCAGCACGCGGUGCGGCUGCUGCAGUACGUGCCCGGCGAGCUGCUGCAGGGUGUGCCCAAGUCGCAGCAGCUGUACUACCAGGUCGGCGAGUUCGUCGCCAACCUGGAUAACAAGCUCGAGAACUUCAACCACUCGGGGCUGGUGGCCCGCGAGCACAUGUGGAUGCUGACCAAGGUGCCGGAGCUGGAGAAGUUCAAGUACGUCAUCAAGGACGCCGAGAAACUCGAACUUGCUGAGGAGGUAAUCGAAGAGUUCAAGUACGCCGUGGUGCCUCGACUGGACGAGCUGGAGAAGGGCGUCAUCCACGGAGACGUGAACGAGAUGAACGUACUCGUCGGCCUCAAGGAGGGAGGCAGCAAAUCCGACUACCGUGUGACUGGUAUCAUCGACUUCGGCGACAUCCAGUACUCGUACUACGUGUUCGAGCUGGCCAUCACAAUGACAUACAUGAUGCUGGUCGCCGGAGACCCUCGAGUCGGAGGCUACGUCCUCGCCGGCUACACGGUCAACAGGCGUCUGCCUGACGACGAGUACAGGCUGCUUAAGACGUUGAUCUCGUCCCGAUUAAUCCAGAGUUUGAUUUUGGGGGCGUACACCAUUGAACAGGACCCUAACAACACUUAUGUUACAUCGACUGAGAGGGCGAACGGUUGGGACCUGCUGAAGAAGAUUCGCAAGUCGAAGCCUACAGAGGAACUAGACCCUACUGACUGGAAGGAAAUCGCCAACGAGUAUUUGACCAGGAGCUAAUUCACUCAGUAGAAACACUUACUUUUGUACAAAUUAUUUUAAAAGUAUUUGUAAUUGUAUCAUUCAUUCGUUGAUUAGUUCUUUGAAGAUAUAUUUAUGAUAUUACAAGGCCUAGGAGCCGAUCAAUUUUAAAUAUAAUGCUUAAUAAUUCAGAUCAAUGCAAUAUAGUAUUACAAAUUAUAAGAUCAAUAAUUACUUUAAGUAUUUAAUCAAAUUAGACCUUAAAGUUAGCGUAUUAAUGUUCGUUUUUCAAUGUUGUCGUAGUUUUUCGUUUACCUACUAUGUUUUUAUAGAUGGUUUAAUACUUUAAUGUUAAGAGAAGUAGUAUUAAAUAAAGACUGUUUAUUAAACACAAUA